AUGUCUAACGCAUGUGCUAUUGCUGCCAGCUCUCCGGAGUACGGGCUCUAUUCUGCUCUGGCGCCCAGUGUCACGGAAGAAGUCUUCAGUUUCAGUUUUCGAUAUCACGGGGGCUGCUUCUCGAGCGCCACCCCAAAUCCUACGAACCCAUUCCGCGCUGAGCUGCUGACCGCGGCUUGCAUUGUUCCGCCCGGUGCAGUCUUAUAG
Molecule: messenger RNA, 207 nt
Organism: Aspergillus tanneri
Lineage: Eukaryota; Fungi; Ascomycota; Eurotiomycetes; Eurotiales; Aspergillaceae
Exons: 2
Coding region: 1-207 (68 amino acids)
Source: RefSeq, a predicted model, not a curated record